Molecule: messenger RNA, 3749 nt
Organism: Gadus morhua (Atlantic cod)
Lineage: Eukaryota; Metazoa; Chordata; Actinopteri; Gadiformes; Gadidae
Gene: capn10
Product: calpain 10
Exons: 13
Coding region: 393-2573 (726 amino acids)
Biological process (GO): proteolysis
Cellular component (GO): cytoplasm
Molecular function (GO): calcium-dependent cysteine-type endopeptidase activity
Source: RefSeq, a predicted model, not a curated record
GGAUUCACUCUUUGAAUGGGCAAGUCAGUAUCCAACCGGAAGAGCAUGAGUUUUUGUGUUUUGGGGAUAUGUCACUGAAGCUGUAAAUUAUGCUAUUAUUAAUCUUUUGUAGGGUGAGGUAAAAUAAACAAUAUUGCUUAAAUAUUAUCGCAGCAAAAAGUGUUUACAUUAAGGUAUAUAAGCUCCUGUCGUGCUACAUAAGCUAGAAUAAGCUAGUCGUUAUUGGAAUGGUAUCACUAGCAUCAAAACGCCCGAUGGUGCAGCCCACUGUAGGACAUGACAGGUAAAAACUACCGGGAUGAUGACAUUGCCAACGACGUAAAUGGGGCCACGGCCGACUGAUCUAGACUGUUCAAGUCAAGGAUCACCUGUGGUCAGGGACAAGAUAAGUAAUGGAUAUUGAAAAGUGUGGGGAAGAUGGAAGGGCCACUCUGUUCGACGACUCGGACUUUCCAUCGGACGAUCGCUCGCUGUUCUCUGAUUGCUCCUCUCCCCUCGCGCGAUUACAGGACGAGGUCACCUGGCGGCGCCCACAGGAACUGUGUGAUUGUCCCGUUCUCUUCCCUGCCAACAUCAAUGAGGGCCACGCUAAACAGGGCUUGCUGGGAGACUGCUGGUUUCUCUGUGCUUGCACUUUUUUGCUGAAGAACAAACAUCUGAUGAACAAGGUUUGUCCUCCAGACCAGCCCUUGUGGGGGGACUGCAUGUACCAGGGGUCCUUCCAGUUUCAUAUCUGGCAGAAGGGCCAUUGGACUAUGGUUACCAUCGAUGACCGCUUGCCCUGCAUUGGUUCCACUCUGUGCUUCUCUCGGUGCCACUCCCCCACGGCAUUCUGGGUAGCACUACUGGAGAAGGCCUAUGCUAAGCUCCAUGGCUCCUACGAGAGUCUGUGGGCAGGACAGGUGUCCGAGGCCCUGGUGGACCUGAGCGGCGGCCUGGCAGAGCGCUGGAGCCUGGAGAAGGGAGGGGCAGAUGAGGCGGAGGGGUCUGGGCAAGACAGCGACCGUCUCCAGAGGAGGAGGCUGGACCUCCGCCUGCUGCGCCCGGUCAGGGACCUCUGCGCUCUCAGCUGCUCCACCCACAGCAGCCCUGGAGGUGGUGUUGAUCUGGAGCAGUACCACGCUAUGAGUGUGACUGAGUGGCUGGACGUGGAGACGGUGUCAGGGCCGCGCCUGACACUGCUCAGGAUCAGAAACCCCUGGGGACGACGCGGGACCUGGCUGAAAGGCGAGGCCUGCUGGAGCUCUGUGGACCCCGCCCUCCGGGUGGAGCUCCAGGGCCGGCUGGAGGCAGGGGAGUUCUGGGUGGAUGAGGCAGAGUUCCUCUCCCAGUUUGACGACGUGACCGUGGGCUACCCCAUCACUGAGGACGGACACCUGAAGAGCAUCUUCACCGGCAGCGUCCUGAGCUACAGCCGUCAGCUGCCGGGCAGGUGGACCAGGGGGCUCACUGCGGGGGGCUGCCGGAACUGCACCAGCUACGGCACUAACCCCAAGUUCUGGCUCAAAGUCAGCGAGAGGGGCGAGGUGCUUGUCUCCCUGCACCAGCAAGGGGAAUGUAGGGGCAACAAAGAGCGAUACGCACACAAUCCACUAGAGGGCGGCCCAAACACUCAACCCCUGCACUACCAGGCCAUAGCCCUGCACAUGUGGAAGGUAGAGAAGAAGCGCUUCAACCUGGCGCGGGUGUUGAACAAGGCCCCCUCUGCGUCCACACACUGCCACGCCUACGAGAGGGAGGUGGUGCUCCACGGCCACCUGCAGCCGGGCCACUACCUUCUGAUCCCCAGCACCUUCCUGGCAGGAGCCCAGAGCAGCUUCCUCAUCAGGGCCUUCUCCUCCGGCCCGGUCUCGCUCAGCGCCAUGAGAAGCCCUGCUGGCCCUCCGCUGCCCCUGCUGGCGGACAGCGAGUGGGACCACUGCGACUUCCAGGGCGGCUGGGUGGCAGGGGUCAGUGCCGGGGGCAGCCGGAACUCCCCCUCUCACCGGAAGAACCCCCGCUUCCUGUUGUCCCUCGGCGGCCACGCUGACGCGCCGCCGUCGCCGGGCGUCGACGUCCGGGUCAGCCUGCGGCAGAACCGCCCGGACGCCGACCUGUACGCCAUCGGCUUCCACGUCUACAAGGUCCCAGAAGGGGCGUCUGUGAUGGCCUUACCCCUGGAUGAGGAGCCUGUAGCUAGUUGCGUGCCCCACUGCUACACCCAGGAUGUUAGUCUGGCCUGCUGCCUGCCCGCUGGGUCCUAUGCCAUAAUUCCCUCCACAUACCAGCCCGAACUCCCAGGCAGCUUCACUGUGUCUGUGGCACGCAGGAUAUACAGGAAGGUGAUGAAAAGCCAGGAACUGCUGGGAAACACCAUUCAAGAGUGUUUCUCUCUCUCUGUGUCCCCAUGUCUCUCUGUCCCUCUGUCUCUCUGUUUCUCUGUCUCUCUCUGUCUCUCUCGCUGUGUGUCACUCUCAUUCUGUCUCUCUCUGUCGGCAGGUGUCUCACAUCUCUGUGAUGCAGAGCUAGAUGUGGGGGCCGUGUUCCUGCCCCUCUCACGUAGAUUGACCUCGUUGGCCCCGGGGCCGACAUGAAGCGACCGACAAACCCUGCCACAUACACACCACAGAGAGGCUGUUUGUGUGUGUGUGUGUGUGUGUGUGUGUGUGUGUGUGUGUUUUGUUAGGACUCCUAGGCAGUACUCUUCAUAGUGGAGAGGCUAGCUGAUGAGCAUCAUUGCUGCUAAUGAAGAAUGACGGCGCUAGCGGGUGUAAACAAACGGCCCCCAUUGAGGAGGACGCCUGCUGCUGUAGCUUGUUCGCUCGCUGCUGUGCCCGCCACAAAGACCCCCUUUCAUGAGGGUCCACACUGGGGCACUGGCAGGGAGGCUGAAGGGGUGGUGGUUAUUGUUGGUAAAGGGACAGAUCUUAGUAUCGGAGCCAAUCACACCACACACCAAACCACGCAAUGUCAUACUCUUUGAUGCAAUACCACACUCUACCAUGCAAAACCACGCCAGUGUUCACCUAGUGCAAUGCGUCACUGGAAUAACCCAACGCGUGAUGAUAUACUGGUGGGAGGGGUCUGUCAGCUGUAAACAUGCCCUUCCUGGAAGGCAAGGCUAGGUUAAAGUGACACUUUUCCUUUGGCACAUAUUUACCCAAAAGCAGCAGCCUAGGGUCCACUCAACUGGUUAACCGUCCUUGACCGAUAUUACCUCUUCAUGAUCCUUGAUUAAAAACACUCAUCUAUCUCUCGCAUCUGUCUCCCAGCAAGAGACCUCAUGCAGCUCUAUUCCCAUGAUGCACCCCUCCACCUCUACUUCCUGGUUCCGUUCCCAAAGCCAGGAGCUCUGAUUUGACCUCAGAUGAACCUGUGUUAAAAGUGGCUGUGGUGGACGGAUGAUGGGGGGAAGGGGGGGGGGGGGGCAGAAACUACUGAUGCAGCGCAUCAGGGGCGGCAUGUUGUGACAGUCUGUUGGGUAUCCUCUGAAAUGUGAAUAGAACAAGGCAGUUGGCCGGAGACGGCACUUGUUUUACUGUGUGUAUGUGUGAGAGUGAGAUAGUGAGCGCGAGAGAGGCUGACAGCAGCCAGCGUAUGUCUGUUCUUACUUCUUGGCCGACUUUAUGUAGUCCCUGGUAGAGCUUACUGGACAAAAACAAAAUCAGUGCCAUAUUAAUUACUGUUCUGUUGCGUGUAUGUUGGGUGCUCCAUGCCCGUUCUGAUUUAAUUGCCACUGCAUUGAAAUAAAUUAUAAUUCUGAUCAGUUA